Messenger RNA from Caenorhabditis angaria, 1800 nucleotides. Lineage: Eukaryota; Metazoa; Nematoda; Chromadorea; Rhabditida; Rhabditidae. The record is from the annotation of a GenBank genome assembly.
AUGAGUUUCAAAUUUUGGCCAACAGAUGGUGGAUAUGUUUCGAAUGAUGGGUUUAUUUGGACUGAAAAUCAACCCGAUUUGCAAUUGGUCGAACCGCCAAUUUUAGUUUCGUGUAGUUUCAAUUAUUUGUCUUUCAAUCGACAUGUGAGUUGGGAUUGUAUGGACAAGGGGAAAAGGAACAAUUGGAAUCUGUUGAAAUUUUGGAAGCAGCGUGUUAUAAUUUUCAGAAAUUCUAUUCCAAAAUUUACAAGAAUCAGGAAAUUGUUAGAAAAACAGAUUUUUCAGAAAUUCAGAAAUUAGUCUAAUUUUAUUUAUUUUAAAAACUUGAAAUUUUUCCGAGACAUCUAAGUUUCCAAUCUUCAAAAUUCAUACAAUUUAAGCCCAGCUCAAAAAAACGUAUAAAAUUCUAAACUUCAAUAAAUAGUUUUCGAAUAAAAUCUGUACAGUAUAUCUGAAAAAUAUCCAGAAACACUUGAUCUAACCACAAAACUGAUUGUUCAUCUACAGUAACCCAAGACUAUUAAACUACUACUGUACAGUAAUCUUUGAAUAUUCAAAAAUAAUUUCUUAAUGAAUGUGAUCUACAGUAUCUCCUACUGUGUUUCUUCUUCUUCACAAAAAUCCCACUUUUUAGCUUAAUCGCCCACCUGAAAAACGAGUCCUUCGCUUGGUAAACCAUGGUGAUUAUCCAAUUGCUUUCAAAAUUCAAACAACCGAUAAUUAUUCAUAUUUUGUUGAUCGUGUUUAUGGUGUUAUUCCUGGUCGUCGAAUGGUUUGCAAUGCUCGAGUUCGAGCAACAAAUAUGUGCGAAAUUCAAAUAUUCCACAGACCACAUAGUUGUUAUCAGGAUGAAGAGCAGUGCAAGUUUCAUAAUAUGUGAGUUAGGCACAGGCGGCUUCAAAAUACAAUGCAUACAAUGUUUAGUCCUCGAAAAGACAAGCUUUUCAUUUUGCUAGCUCCAUACAUGUGUUCCACAUUUUCGCCUGCUGCAAUUUUUCACAACGAACGAUCUUAUGAAAAAUUGCGAGUUCUUUUGCAUUAUUUGGGAACUGUGGCUGGUGAAAACUUGGAUAAACGUGAGUUUUUCUGGAAUGAAAUUAGAAUUGUGAAUUGUUUCUAGCCAAACAAUUGUUGCUUCGUGGAAUUAAAGGAUGGUGUACUUGGAAAACGGAUCCGACAAAUGAGGAUAUUUUGGAACUUCAGAAAUGUUAGAUUUUUCGGGUUUUGAAAAUGAUUUUGAGAACUACGUAGUUAUGACGUGGCAAUACUUAUUGGAGAAUUGAAAAAAUGUUCAGACAAAAAAUUACAGUAAUUCUUUUUUUUGAAAUUUGGAAUUCCACUUCAAAUGUUUUCACAUUACCUUUCUCAUUUGUUUUCAUUUUUUCAAGUGAAAAAUAUCAAAAAUCCUCUGAUGUAUCGACUUUCAAAAGAAUCCACAAGUGGAAAUGUAAUUGAAAAAGCGAAUGUGAGUUUUACCAAACCCAUUUUUCUCUCCAAAUAAAUACCAAUUUUCAGAAUGCGCCAGCAUUGCUUCGCCCAGCAGUUUCAGCAAUGCAAACUUGUUCACCCUCGCCUAUAACAACAGUUCGUGUAAGUCCGAAUCCAUCACAAUCCACACAAAAACCAGUAACGAAAAAGAAAAAUGAGAGCAUUGGUGAGUUUGUUUUUUUUGUUUCCAUAAAUAUUUCUGAAAUAUUUAUUUAAAAAAAAAUUUCAGUUAGCCGAUUUUUCGAUGUUGUUACCAAACGAAAAUCGACUGAUUCGAUGGCACCAAAAUCGAUGAAUAUUAACACCGUCUAA